CGCUUUGUUGUACCUCCGAGCCAGAAGUCUGAGGGGAAAAAAAUAACUUUGACUUUAAGAUAAACCGCUUAGGUCGAGCUGUGAUAAAUACUCAUUCGGUCCGGCCAUAGAGAGCAUUCAAUUUAACACGGAGUUAUGUCGCGACGGUAUGCGGAAAACAUCGCUCUUUUGAAGAAGUAAAGCAGCUCUCUAGCGAGCUAGCGUUAGCCGUUUUUGGGAGUGUGUCCAGAUUGGAGUAAGAAGGAAUUUCAGGCACUGGGAAGGAAGGGAGAAAAAAGUCACGACUGUGAUGCCUUAUCUAAGCUGGGAAAAUGUAUUUUAAAGUGCCGUAUCGAAUCACUCAGCAGUUUUGCGAAAUAUGAGUACAGUUUAAAUGACAGCAAGCAUUUAGUAACAAUUUGAUGGUGCUUCUGUUACUGUUAACCUACUAGUUAGCAAAGUUAGCCACGUAGCUAUCGCUAGAAAGACAUUUAAAAUGGCGGAGGGCUGGCCCAUUCCUUUGGCCCUCGUCUUCGUGUUGUUGAGUUGUAGUGCCUCGGCGCCUCACUCUUGUCCGGCUCCGUGCUCAUGUUUAAACGGACAAGACGACGUACAAAUCAUGGACUGCAAUAGAAAACGGCUAUCGACGGCUCCCCAUAAUCCUCCUACUGGGAUAACACAAUUCACCAUUAAUCACAAUGAACUGACUGCUCUUCCCUUUCUCGGAGACGUUUCCUAUAACAUCACUUUGUUGUCAAUAGUUCACAAUCGGAUCACUGAGCUUGCAAUGCAUCAUUUGCAACCUUAUGUUUCCUUGGAAACACUAGACCUAACGUCCAACUCCAUCUCUGAGCUGAGGGUUGGAGCCUUCCCAUCCAUGCAGCUGAGAUAUCUGAAUUUAAGUAAUAACAAGAUCAGCAUCCUCGAGCCUGGCUGCUUUGAAAACAUCUCCAGUUCCUUGCUGGUGCUAAAGCUGAACAGGAACAGAAUAGUUGUGCUCCCAUCCAAAGUCUUCAGGCUUCCACAGCUGCAGUUCCUUGAGUUGAAACGCAACAAGAUCAAGGUGGUGGACAGUCUGACUUUCAAAGGGAUGGACUCCCUCAGGUCGCUAAAGAUGCAAAGAAAUGGCAUCACAAAGCUCAUGGAUGGAGCCUUUUUUGGACUGAACAACAUAGAGGAGCUAGAGUUGGAGCAUAACAACCUGACUGAGGUCAACAAAGGCUGGCUGUAUGGCCUGCGCAUGCUUCGAGUGCUGCGGGUCAGCCAAAACGCCAUCGGCAUCAUCCGACCAGAUGCCUGGGAGUUCUGCCAGAAGCUGGAGGAACUAGAUCUGUCCCUCAACCAUAUGACUAGGCUGGAGGAGACCGCUUUUGUCGGACUAGGUCUCCUGGAGAGCUUGAACCUUGGAGAGAACUCUAUCAGCCACCUGGGAGAGGGAGUCUUUGGCAGCCUGGCCAGCCUUCGCACUCUGGACAUUCGCAAUAAUGAGAUCUCUUGGGCCAUUGAAGACUACAUAGGUGUGUUUGAUGGGAUGAAGAAGCUGAACACAUUAAUUCUUCAGCGAAACAAGAUCAAAUCAAUCACAAAGAAGGCCUUUGAGGGCUUGGAGGAAUUGGAGCACCUGGACCUGAGCAAGAAUGGUAUCAUGUCAAUACAUCCUGAGGCAUUGUCACAUAUGAAGUUGAAAGUAUUUGUGCUCAACACCAGCAGUCUGCUAUGCGACUGCCAGCUGCAGUGGUUGGGGCAAUGGCUGACUGACAGCCACUUCCAGCAGUCAGUCUCUGCUGUGUGUGCCCACCCCACCACCUUACUGGGUCGUAGCGUUCUGUCUGUCAGUCCAGAGGAGUUUGUUUGUGAUGAUUUCCCUAAGCCUCAGAUCACAACUCAUCCAGAGACCUCCGUGGCACUGCGGGGAAACAAUGUGAGCCUGAGCUGCAUUGCAUCUAGUAGCAGUGACUCGCCCAUGACCACGGCUUGGCGGAAGGAUGGGGAGGUGCUGUAUGAUGCAGAGGUGCAGAACUAUGCCCGCUAUCAGGAGGGUGAGCUCAUCUAUACCACAGUGCUUCACCUCCUCAAUGUCAACUUCACUGAUGAGGGGCGCUACCAGUGCGUGGUUUCCAAUCACUUUGGCUCCAACUACUCUAACAGGGCCCAGCUUACAGUCAAUGAGCUGCCAUCCUUUCUCAAAACUCCAAUGGAUCUGACCAUCCGAACUGGGACGAUGGCCAAGCUGGAGUGUGCAGCAGAAGGCCAUCCUUCGCCCCAGAUUGCCUGGCAGAAGGAUGGAGGCACUGACUUCCCUGCUGCCCGAGAGCGUAGAAUGCACGUGAUGCCAGAUGAUGACAUAUUCUUCAUUGCUAACGUGAAGACGGAGGACAUGGGAGUGUACAGCUGCACGGCCCAGAAUGCAGCGGGGAGUCUGUCAGCGAAUGCCACGCUCACUGUGCUGGAAACUCCAUCUUUCAUGCGACCUUUGGAAGACAGAACUGUCGCCCGUGGGGAGACUGCAGUGCUCCAGUGCAUAGCAGGGGGCAGCCCGGCCCCGCGCCUCAACUGGACCAAGGACGAUGGCCCCCUGGUGCUGACAGAGCGGCAUUUCUUUGCCGCUGCCAACCAGCUGCUUAUCAUUGUGGAUGCUGGACCUGCAGAUGCUGGUAAAUACACCUGCAUCAUGUCUAAUACGCUGGGCACAGAGCGCGGCCACAUCUACCUGAGUGUGUCACCAUCUCCAAACUGCGACACGGGUGUGGGAUAUGACCAGGAUGGCUGGACAACUGUUGGUAUUGUGGUGAUUGUGGUGGUGUGCUGCGUCGUGGGGACUUCGCUGGUCUGGGUCAUCGUUAUCUAUCAUAUGCGCAGGAAGAGUGAAGACUACAGUAUCACCAAUACCGAUGAGAUGAACUUGCCGGCAGACAUCCCCAGUUACCUCUCCUCACAGGGCACUCUGUCAGAACCACAGGAAGGUUACAGCAACUCUGAAGCUGGCAGCCACCAGCAGCUCAUGCCUCCUCACUCCAACAGUUACAUCCACAAAGGCACAGAUGGUGUAUGUUACGGAGAUACAGCUAGCGAGGUGGAGACGGAGGGGAGCGGCAUGCUGCACUACAGGGUGGGCUCACUGUUCACCGGCCGCAGCAGCUUCCACCCCGGGGAGUCCUGCGAUGUGCUUGCCGGAGUCCCCACAGGGGGUGCAGGUUCAUUGGUGAUCUGCUCUGACUGCUAUGACAACGCCAACAUUUAUUCUCGGACACGAGAGUACUGCCCUUACGCCUACCUGGGGGAGGAUGAUUCACUUGCCAAGACACUGACAGGCCUGAAGGAGACCUUCAGUGAGCACACUCAGCGUAAGGACGGCACUCUCGAAAGUCUAAUCAGCAACCAGGAUCCCACCAUUUUCUUGGCCUCCCAAGACAGGAUGCUGAGCAACCACACUUCCCCAGAGCAAUAUGCUAACGAUGCUCCCAAGUCUUUUUGGGGGGAGAGGGAAGACCCGUCCUCAAGGCUUCAGCAGGGAAUGUCUCAGCGCCCAGUGAAUGUACAUCGGACCCCGCCAUUGACCUCCCCUGGUGAUGCAUCAGAGGAUCGGAUUGGAGCAGAGAUGGACUGCUUCCCCAACCAGUGCACACAAGACCACAGAAGUGCCUCCCAUAGGACUAACCUUCAGGAGUAUUCCACCCCCACAUAGGCCCUUUUACCUUUCUCCUUGGCCAUUUUUUCCUCCGAUGACUCCCAUCUUGUGGCCCUCUCUCUCUCCACCUGCUACCUCCAAAGAGACUUACACUCUGCCAAAGAUGCUCUCUUAUAUGUUUACACUUCCCUCUGCACCCCAAGAGGAAAUGCUCUAUUGUUUGUUCUCUGCUUUGGAAAGACUGAUAUGUCAGGGCUGCUGGAAAUAGGCUGGUAAUUAAAAGUGACCUCCUCCUUGUCAACACCCAACCACCACACUAACACUUCCACAGGACCUGUUCUCCAACACCCUCCAAUCUUCCUCUUUAUCUCUUUCCAGAGAAAGCUAAGAAUUCUCUCUCCAGAGAGGUCUAUGAAUGUAUGCUUCAAAGAGCCAUGUAGGAUGCUGCCAUGAGAGGAUGAUGAAACAUCUUCAGUACUUAAAAAGUUCUCUGCUUUCUCCCUUGAUACCCUGGGGGUGAGGGGCUUACAAUUUGGGCCAGUGUAUACUGCUUCACACUGGUGUUUUUGACUCCUUAUUUCCUGUAGAGAGACGGUUAAGAGCAGCCUGAAAGACUUUGAUAGAUAGCCUUGAACGAUCCCUUCCCAAGUGGAGGGGGAAAUGGAGUUCAGAUGGGGGACAAUUGUAGUUCCUUGACCAGCAGUUUGUGAUUCUCAAAGCAGAACAGAAAGCUUGGAUGCAUACGUCCCACAUUCCCUGUUGACUCUAAAUUAGGAUAUUAGGAGUCCUGUUAUGCAAAACCCAGAGACAAAUGGCACCAAAAUGUGGCGUAUAUCAUAAAUAUAUACACAUAUACAUAUAUAUGUAAAUAUACCCUAUAACAUCUCUUCCUACUCUCAUUUUUUUCCCAUGUCCAAGAUUAUUGUAAAUUACUUUUUAUGGGUCUUAAUUUUUUUUCCUGGUAAAGCAUACAAAGUUUGCACAUUUGACAAUCAUAGUUUUGCUGUCUAGGGUCAUCUUCUAUUGGCCUUUUUUUUAACAAGCAUUCUCAAUCACCUUUAUCAGGUAAUGUCACGUUUAUAUCUCCAGCAUGCACUGAUUUAUUUUUCCCUUUGCCAACAUAUCUUAUGGGCACUUAAUGUAAUGAUGGUGCUCUUAAUCAUACAGUCUGAAUGCCAUGUUCAUGGCUUUAAGGGUUUUAUAUCACAACUUAAUUUCCCACAUUUUGUUAACCCUCCUUCAAUAUUGAUUAGGCCUAGACUUUUUCCCCCUCGGGACUGUGAAAAAGGAGAAUGUAUUGUAUUAUACAUGUAUGUAUGUGUAAAUAAAGCUAGUAAUCUAUUCAACCCCAUAUCCUACUACUCUUAAGGAGAUGUUUAACUCCUAAACUGCAGUAACUCUAUUAUUAUUCCUCUCUCUUAAGGCUGUAAUAUCCCAGCAUUAUUCCAUAAGACAUAGACUAUUUCAUUGAAUUUGAACUAAUCCUCACAUGUUGGUACAGGUAAAAAGUGUGAUCCAUGGUUCUCAUAUAAAAUGUAAUGGUUACACUUGAUCUGUGAGCAUUUCUCGCACUUGAUAGAUGCCAAUUAUCAAAAGUUUUGUGGGAAAUCCAAAAUUCUAUUAUGCAACAGAAAGUGAUCUUGCUGCAUCUGGUUUGAUCUGGAAUCAUUUGUCUUGUCAGUCUUAGAUGAGUUCUUGUUAAUUCUGAGUUGGCCAAACAUGACUGCGAUAACUUAGUGUUUCCAUGUUUGUUAUUCUCCAGAAAAAAACUUUGAUUGAUGUUUUCUGAAUAUAAACCAAUUAUGUUCACAUCUCUAGCAGUUGCAAUGUUAGAAGAUUGAUUCAUUCCUACAAUAGAGAGUUCGGGCUCAUUAUUUUUGGUACAUUUGCAUUGUAUAAAAGAUAAAACUCUUCAGAGACAUUGUGCACAGAGGCUUUGUAAAACUUAACACAGGUACGUUCUCCAAGUUCUUAUUUGAUUAAGCAAGGACUUGUUCGUCUUUUUUUUUUUUUUACUCUGUGAUACUGGUAGAAAGUGCUGAUACUAUAUUAGGCCACAAUACUGAGUACACUGUCCUAUCAUGGACACCAACAGUCAAGUGUUAAAUGAUGCUGAAAUUGUUAAUCUAAUGAUUACUGUUCCAUGUUAGAUGGGGUAAUACCAUUGGUUCAGAGUCCCAUUCUUAAAAUGUAUGUACAGCAGCCAAACUCAUCCAUUGCAAUUAUCAUUAGUUAUUGAUGUAUAUUGGCCUGUCUGGUUAGGAUGAGCAUUCCAGGACAAUGUGGGUAAUGUAAUUUAUUACACGACAUGCCAGUGAUUUUAUUGGCUGAUCUCAAGUCUCAUAGAAAUGGACAGUGUCCACUAUUCUUGUCUCAGAAAAUUUCACAGAAGAGUAUUUUAUGAUUUUGAUGAAAUGCAUCUUGUUCAUCCAGAUGGUACUACAAUAGACAGAUGACAUGGGAGUUGGUUGAAAAACAGGGUUAUUUGCCUGUUAACUGUUAUUCGCUCAAGAGACUCGAUCGCUCUGGAUGGAAAAUCACUGCAUGACAGUAAGUUACGUCACUGGAAACGACGUAACCAGACCUAGUCAAACUAAUCCCAUCCAGAUAGGGUUCAUGUGAGAGUACUACAGAUUAAAUAGACAUACUUGCUUAGCAAAAGAGCAAAAAGUGGUAUUUGUGUAUGUCUGCUUUGUGGUAACUAUGUUCAGGUAUGUGAUUGUCGCACAGCUUCUGCUUAUUCCCGGGGUUUUUGUUUGAUCAGGUUUGCCUUGGUAUAUCAAAUCAACCCAUUCCAAGUCUAUGCAUUUUCAUUCAGCAUUAACUAGAAAAGGGGUCAAUCAGGCCUUGUUUUGUUUCCUGCUAGACCAUUAGCCAGGAUUAAAUCAACUUGAAAUUCAACGUUUGACUACCCAUCUGUCACAUUCUGAUGCACUACUUGCUCCAAUGGAAGCAGUUUCUUAUGUUUUGGUAUCCCAUUUGGAUCCUUUUAAGUGCUGGCCAAGUUCAGUUUAAUGCUCCUGGGGAAAUGAGAAAUUUGAAUGAAAAUAUACAAUGACCAUUCAAACCAAUGGAGCUACAAUAUACUUCUACAGGACAUACAUGCACAUAUUUGUUUUAUGUUCUUCCAGAAUAAUAUGUGUAUUUGCAUUGUUUUAUGAUUUUAACAUUCUUAUGACUCUAAACCAAAGUUGAGCAGUAAUGCCCUUGCAAUAUUGAGUGCUCCUUUUUUUCUAUUAGAAGAUUUUCUGUUGUUUCAACUUUAUUUUUGAGCUUUGUGUACUUGUACAUUGUGUAAAGCAUGUCUAAAGAGUCUUUUUGUUACAUAGCUGUUACUCAAACAUUAAACAUCAAUUCUG
Lampris incognitus (smalleye Pacific opah) is the source of this 6966-nucleotide messenger RNA. RefSeq names its product leucine-rich repeats and immunoglobulin-like domains 2 (gene lrig2). Gene Ontology annotation, molecular function: protein binding. The coding region runs from base 476 to 3664 and encodes 1062 amino acids. The record is from RefSeq and is a predicted model, not a curated record. The transcript is spliced from 18 exons. NCBI's taxonomy places the organism in Eukaryota, Metazoa, Chordata, Actinopteri, Lampriformes, Lampridae.